AUGGCGCCAGCAGUCCAGCAGCCUCGAGCGGCAGCGGCAGCGGCAGCAGAACCUGCACCCAUAUCCGCGCAACCGCCCGUAUCCGAUCCCGACGCCCAUCCCGUCCCCGGCGUCGGCACCCCUUCCGAGACCCUGCAGCUCCUCGCCCGCCAGCAAUUCACAGUGACCCAGACCUCAACGCAAACCGCGGCUCCAGUCCAAACCUCCACGAUCCCGGCCUUCUACGGCUCCCUCAACACGGGCCCCCAGCCGGGCGCCGUGGCGGGCAUCGUCCUCGGCUCGGUCGCAGGCUUCAUUCUCCUGCUCUGGCUCCUCUAUGUCUGCAUCAACGGCGGCGUCGGGCGGCGCGGGGUCAGCAGCACGAGCGACACGGCGACAACGUUCACCGAGGGCACGGCCUCGGUCGUCACGCGCAAGAGCCGUCGCCAUCGGCACAGGGAACGGAGCAGGGAAAGGCGCCGGCAGGAGACGGUUGAGAUUCGGAGACGGCACAGUACCAGCCGUGUCCGUGCCGCCGGCGGUGGCGGGGCCGUCGUUGUCGAGGAGGUCGUCAGGGGCGUGUCGCCGCCGCCCGGCGCGAGGGUCGAGAGGGUCGUGAGCACGGAAGAGAGGAGGCGGAGUGUCAGUAGGGUGCGCAGAGUGCCGUCCAGCGAGGGGGGCACCGAGGAUGAGGUGGUCGUGAUUGAGGAGCAUAGUCCGCCGAGGGCGAGGUAUCGGAGUCGGGAGAGGAGGUCGAGCGGGUUUAGGGAGGUCGAUCCGGACCGGUUUGCUGGCGGGGAUGCCACGUUUGUGGAGGUCAGGAGGUCGGCAAGCCAUCGGAGGUGA
Molecule: messenger RNA, 825 nt
Organism: Chaetomium strumarium
Lineage: Eukaryota; Fungi; Ascomycota; Sordariomycetes; Sordariales; Chaetomiaceae
Exons: 1
Coding region: 1-825 (274 amino acids)
Source: RefSeq, a predicted model, not a curated record